UAUACAUAUACAUAUAUAUAUUCCACAAUUAUUCAGUAGGUGGCAGUUAAAAGCCUAGAUGAGCUUUGCAGUCGCCAUUUAGGCAGUAGCACUGGCAGGGGCUGGAGCCAGUCCGUCCGUAAGAGCAGAGAGGGGAGGGCUGCGAUCCAGCCGAGAGCAGUACCCAGGAGCCAGGUUUUCUCCCCUAUCUGAGCAAGUGAAACACUGAGAAACAUGCCUGAGCAAAGCAAUGAUUAUAGGGUAGUUGUGUUUGGAGCUGGAGGAGUGGGGAAAAGUUCUUUGGUCUUGAGAUUUGUGAAGGGCACUUUCAGAGAGAGCUACAUCCCUACCAUUGAAGACACCUAUCGGCAGGUGAUCAGCUGUGAUAAGAGCAUAUGCACUUUGCAGAUAACUGACACCACAGGGAGCCAUCAAUUUCCAGCCAUGCAACGUCUCUCUAUUUCUAAAGGACAUGCUUUUAUUCUGGUUUACUCUAUCACCAGCCGACAGUCCUUGGAGGAACUCAAGCCAAUCUACGAACAAAUAUGUCAGAUUAAAGGAGACAUAGAAAACAUUCCAAUAAUGCUGGUGGGGAAUAAAAAUGAUGAGAACCAAAAUCGAGAGGUAGAAAGCAGUGAAGGAGAAGCCAUGGCUAAGAAGUGGAAAUGUGCCUUCAUGGAGACCUCUGCCAAGACAAACCACAAUGUGAAAGAGUUAUUUCAAGAGUUGCUAAACCUGGAGAAACGCAGGACUGUGAGUUUGCAAAUUGAUGGCAAAAAAAGCAAGCAACAGAAAAGGAAGGAGAAGCUGAAAGGAAAAUGUGUGGUGAUGUGAAAUUGCACUGUCAGAAAUCAGCUGUGAAGUCUCAUCUGACACUACGCAUGUAAAACCCAUAGACAGCAAACAACCAUGCAAGAUCCUAUUUCUUAAUACCUGUUUUAAAAGAAAUAUUUGGAAAUUGAAAAAAAUUAGGUACUGUGAUUGCUAUGAAAAAAACUGAAAAAUAAAAAUGUAUGUACUCUCACAAUUAAUUUAAGUAAAUCAGGAAGAAAACAAAAGAUGUCCCAGAAGACCUUAUUUUGUAAUUAACAAAAAAUAGAAGAAUUUUCAUCAUUUACAUAAUAUGAAAGAUCUGGAAAAUCAACUUAAUAUUAUCUGCAUUUGCAUAUAAUUGCAAGAGAAAGCAGUGCAUAAUAUCAGAAGAAAAACAAAGAAAUGGUUGUGAAGAAGCCUAGAACAUAGAAUUGCAUGCUGGAUGGUGUUAAUCAUUUCCUUCAAGAAUGCUGAGGAUGAACAAUUCUAUGCCAUAUCAUUACUGACUGGUAGGAGAGUGUGCAUAAGACAGCCUUGGAUCACCUGAAUAAAUGAACUCUUGCACAGUUACAGGAAGUGUGGGGAUAGCAGUUCAAAGGAAAAGAUGUUGCCUCUAUCCCCCCAGCAUGAUACUACUUUCUCGUGUGAUGCAGUAUUUUAACUUAAGGUUAAGUGGAAAAGCCAAUCCCUGUGAGAGAGUUGGAGAUCAUCUUUUCUGAGCUCAUUGCUUCAAGAAUGACCUGAGUUUCUGCCCCAUAUAUAUUUCAGAACAGACAUUUGUUUGCGAAGACUGCCAGAUGGAAUGGUGUACGUAUAAAACCAGAAAGCUUCUCCGGCGAGAACUGACGGGGAAGUUCCCUACAAAAGCCUCUGUGGGAGAGACUCAGUUCUAAUGCUGCUGCUGGUUAACUGAACACGUGGUGUGGUUAGUGAAUGAAUGGAAUGUCUUUUGAACUGUUGGUACCCUUGGAGAGGGGUUGGCAUAAUAUACAAAUUAUCAGACUAGCUGAGUGAUGCUUCUUUACAUUACUUUAUUGGAAGGGUUUAUGUUCAUGCCCUAUGAGAUCUUUUGCCUUUGUAUUGUCUGAAGUAUUUUAUAUUUGCCAUUUAAACUCAUGAUUUGAACUGCUGUGACUAUUUAUAGAACCAAAUAUAUGUCUGAAGUUAGUGCCCAUAGUCUCUAAAAGGAUUUUUGGGGGUAAAUGCUACAGGAUCUGGCAUAUUAAGAGUUGCAGUCAGGAUUGUGCUGUAGUGCAAUACAAAGUUCAGAACAGAAAACACAUUAUCUAAAACAUCCUGUCAGGGGAAACUGCUCUUCUCAAAACCUUUGAAAGGGGAAAAACACUAAAAAUUGUGAGUUUUCCUGGAUGUCUCUCCAAAGCUUUUGAAAAAACUAAUGUGAAUGACUGAAGUAAGUGUCCUAAUGAUGACAAAGGCCAUCUAAGAUAAAAUAAGCACAUACAAUUUUUAAAUGACACACUAAAAUUGUGUGAGUCACAAUUUGUACCUUAGGAACUGCUUUGAACCAAUAAAAAGGGCCUACCAUAUUUUUAGUAAAUGUUUGUGUCAAGAAACAUGGCAAAAUGAAGUCGAAUACUAAUAUUAUUAGCCUGCAUGCUAGUGCAUUAUAAAUAUAUUCCAGGGGAUGCUCAAAUGCAGUGGUUGCAUUAAAAAUUGUUACCUUGUUCCUUUCAGAGUUAUUGCUUGCUUUCCUUCCACCUUUCUAACAAAUGUGCAGAUAUUUCAGAGGUAGAGUAAUAGCAUACACAAGAAUUGCUACUAGAAAGGAGCACAACUUCUGUCAUUCAGUCCGAAGAAAUUCUGGCAACAGUAGAAUCAAGUGUGAAAUUCCUACUGAUUUCACAGACAAUUUUUUUUUGGUGUUUAUUUCAUUGCAUUGAGAAAACUGGAAAGAGCAUGGAAAAAGCUAAUGCUCUUCAUAAACAGUAAAUUGCAGGCUCUUAAACAACACUCUUUCUUCAUAAAUCUCAAAGCACUUUGCAAAAAUGACAACAUUAUUUUCUUAACUUCUCAGGUGGUGAAAGUGAGGCACAGAGGGAGGUAACAACUGCACAUAGAUUGUCCAGCAGGAUAGUGACAGACCCAGGAACAAAAGUGGAUCUCCUCUGUCACAGUCCAGUGCUCAUUCUGUGUUUUGUCAGACUGUCUCUUCACAUUCUUAAAUAGUUCCUGAAACACAAAAAAGAAGCCUGGUUUGACCUAUCCAGCCAAGUGCAUCUUUCUUGACAGUCUGUCAAUAGAUCAAAAAGUAUUUCCAGAUCAGGGAUGCAAAACACUUAAAAGCACUAUGUUUAGUAAGACUUUUAUAAAUGUUUAUACGUUUAAUCUGUUUGUAA
This is a messenger RNA of Poecile atricapillus (Black-capped chickadee), 3149 nucleotides long. RefSeq names its product DIRAS family GTPase 2 (gene DIRAS2). Gene Ontology annotation, molecular function: GDP binding; GTPase activity; GTP binding. Gene Ontology annotation, biological process: signal transduction. The coding region runs from base 214 to 813 and encodes 199 amino acids. The record is from RefSeq and is a predicted model, not a curated record. NCBI's taxonomy places the organism in Eukaryota, Metazoa, Chordata, Aves, Passeriformes, Paridae. The transcript is spliced from 2 exons. Gene Ontology annotation, cellular component: plasma membrane.